AUGUCGAACAUGGAACAGAAGGCCAUGAAGAAAAGUGCCAAGCGCCCGAGAGUAGAUGAGACCCUCCCACCCGAUGACUCCAAGAACCCAGAUGCAGUCAACCCUGCAGACAAUCUAGCAGUUGGUACCAGUGGGAUGGGCAGCCAUUCUCAAGGAUCAGACAUGCAAGAGGCCAGGGGAAAUGUUGUAGCUGUCACCCAGGCUGUGGGGAGAGAUUCCUGCUUCCUGCUUCCUGCAUUGCUGAAGAGUGUCACUAGAGAUGAUGGGCAAGCAGAUAAAUCUCUGCUCUUUAACUACUGCAGGAGUGGUGAUGCUACCAGAUUUCUUAUGGAAAAGAGGAAGCAGUUUGAAAAGGAUNUAAAUGCCUCUUUCAGAAGCCUGAAUGAAAACCUCCAGAGUAUUUUGACAGCUCAGCAGAAGUCAAGGCAGGAGCUUAUGUCUGUGUACUGUGAAAUGUUUGGGUCCCAGUACCAGAAGUGGCUGGAUGAGGUGGACAGCACAAGGGACCAAGAAGAAUACGUCAGUUUUAUAACCCAGCAGCAAAUGAAGAUUUUACAGACACCUAUAGAGGACCAUGAAACCAAGCUUGAAAACGCUAAAGAUAUGUGUGACACAUUUUUGAAGAAAGCCAACGACUUGAGUAAACAUCGCAAAACCUUUAUUGGUGGUCAGCAUUCUAAUGUGGAGAAGGAAAUCUCCAAGGUGCAGGACAGAGUUAUCAUGGAAACUCAAGAGCAAGAUGUAUCCAUUGUUGAAUCAUACCUUCAGUCCCUGAUCCUAGAGCGCUCUGAAGAAACCAUCUGA
Mus pahari (shrew mouse) is the source of this 804-nucleotide messenger RNA. RefSeq names its product X-linked lymphocyte-regulated protein 5C-like. Gene Ontology annotation, cellular component: synaptonemal complex. Lineage: Eukaryota; Metazoa; Chordata; Mammalia; Rodentia; Muridae. Gene Ontology annotation, biological process: meiotic cell cycle; spermatid development. The record is from RefSeq and is a predicted model, not a curated record. The coding region runs from base 1 to 804 and encodes 267 amino acids. The transcript has 8 exons.